This is a messenger RNA of Uloborus diversus, 1142 nucleotides long. RefSeq names its product COP9 signalosome complex subunit 6-like (gene CSN6). Gene Ontology annotation, biological process: protein deneddylation. Bases 123 to 1049 code for a protein of 308 amino acids. The record is from RefSeq and is a predicted model, not a curated record. Gene Ontology annotation, molecular function: protein binding; metallopeptidase activity. NCBI's taxonomy places the organism in Eukaryota, Metazoa, Arthropoda, Arachnida, Araneae, Uloboridae. The transcript is spliced from 10 exons. Gene Ontology annotation, cellular component: COP9 signalosome.
CUAGUGUCUUAAAAAGCAUUGAAUGUUUUUAAUGCUGUUUUUGUCAAUUCCAGUGAUUAAAGUUUGAUUUAUUUUUGAAAGUGUCAAUUUCUCUUGCCGUACUUUUUAUAUUUUCUAUACUUAUGGAAGUGGAUGAUGCUCCAAAAAAUGUACUUGCUGCAUCUGGCACCACAGGCAGUGUUUCAAUAUCCUUGCAUCCUUUGGUGAUAAUGAAUAUUUCAGACCACUGGACCAGGGUUAAAGCACAAGAAGGAACGGCUCAACAAGUUAUUGGAGCUCUUCUUGGGAAACAGAAGGGUCGUAACAUAGAAAUUAUGAAUUCAUUUGAAUUAGAAUUUGACAAAAUUGAAGGUGAUGUAGUAAUAGACAAGGAUUAUUAUACAACUAAGGAAUCACAAUUUAAGCAAGUUUUUAGUGAAUUAGAUUUUGUUGGUUGGUACACUACGGGUGAUGCCGUGAACGAAUCAGACAUAAAAGUUCACAAACAAAUAUGUGAAAUAAAUGAAAGUCCUGUUUUCUUAAAGCUUAAUCCCUCAGGUAGACAUACAGAGCUUCCUGUUUCUAUGUAUGAAUCUGUUAUUGACUUAGUCCAUGGGGAAGCUACCAUGCUUUUUGUAGAAUUACUAUAUACACUUGCUACCGAAGAAGCCGAGAGAAUCGGUCUAGAUCACAUGGCUAGAAUGUCUUCAAAUGAAUCUGGUGAAAGUUCUUUAGUUGCAGAACAGCUUCAAGCUCAGCAUAGUGCCAUUAAAAUGCUACAUAGCAGAGUCCAUUUGAUUCUUGAUUAUGUACGAGCUGUUAAAGAAGGAAAAGUUGCUCCUAAUCAUGAAAUAUUGAGAGAAGCAUAUAGUUUAUGUCAUAGGUUACCAGUAAUUUCUACAGAGACAUUUAAAGAAGAAUACUAUAAUCAAUGUAAUGAUGUUGGUCUAAUGACAUAUUUGGGUACACUUACAAAAGGUUGCAAUACUAUUAAUCAGUUUGUAAACAAGUUUAACAUCUUAUAUGAUAGGCAAGGAAUGGGAAGACGGAUGAAAGGAUUCUUUUUCUAGAACUAUUUUUUCAUCAUUUUUUAAUUUUAAUAUACAUAAUUGUAAAUCUGCUUAUACAAUUUUCAUGUAUGUAAAUAAAGUUAUUCUGCUUAA